ACGCGUACCAUCGAAAUAUUGCUUGCGACCGUCGAACAUGCCAAGCAUCUCGACGCCCUGGACACUCACCCAAGAUCGCAUCGGCCAAAGGGGUGAACACAAUGUGGACUGUGCUUCCUCUGUCCCCAAGGUUCAGAAGCACCGCGACUACUUCUUUGCCGAUGGCAACGUGUUGCUUCAGGUCGAGGACGUACAGUACAAGCUACAUCGAUCGCUGCUCGGGAAACAUUCUCCUGUAUUCGAAGCGCUCUUCACGAUCCCGCAGCCGGCAGGCUCUAGCGAAGGAUGCUCCGAAGAGAAUCCCAUAAUUUUGUCGGGGAUACAAGCCGCUAAUUUCACCCGCUUUCUCAGUCUGCUAUAUCCUCAUUCGUUGGGUUUAUGCGACAUCGCCACCGUCGACGAAUGGACGUCAGUGAUGGACCAAGCCGAUCGCUGGCAAGUGGACAGUCUUCGAGAACACGCGAUAGCUCAGCUGCGCGGGCUAUACAUUGAGCCUGUCAGGAAGAUCAUCAUCUGGCAGCGCUACAACCUCCCCGCCGACGAGCUGGUCCCCUCGUAUAUGGACGUCAUCUCUCGCCCUCAAUCCCUGUCCGAACUGGAGGCGCACGAUCUCGGACUCCCACAAUUUGUCGCGAUUGCUCAAGCCAGGGACGCCGUGCAUCUCAGAGGUGCCUGCCGAUGCUGUGCAGGCUCCAAGCCUCAUUCGGGCACCAGCGCAGGCAGGGACCGCAUUUUGGAGGACAUCGUACGUACCGUCAUCGGAAUCACGCGCCCUCCCAAUGCGAGAUACUAGACCUCAGCUAGCUAUGCGUUGACAUACCAUUCUUUCAUCGGACUUCGCUCCUUUUUGCUAGUUCUUGACACCGCAGUUUACUCGCAUACCCAUAUCGUCGCUCGCUCCCUCUCCCUCUAAUGGACCCCUCGGAUACAUUGUAUUACAAAAGAUCUUAU
This is a messenger RNA of Trametes versicolor FP-101664 SS1, 951 nucleotides long. RefSeq lists its product as uncharacterized. The transcript is spliced from 4 exons. The record is from RefSeq and is a predicted model, not a curated record. Gene Ontology annotation, molecular function: protein binding. The coding region runs from base 38 to 793 and encodes 251 amino acids. NCBI's taxonomy places the organism in Eukaryota, Fungi, Basidiomycota, Agaricomycetes, Polyporales, Polyporaceae.